Messenger RNA from Solanum tuberosum (potato), 1050 nucleotides. Its product is annotated as UPF0392 protein RCOM_0530710-like. Lineage: Eukaryota; Viridiplantae; Streptophyta; Magnoliopsida; Solanales; Solanaceae. The coding region runs from base 1 to 1050 and encodes 349 amino acids. Gene Ontology annotation, cellular component: cytoplasm. Gene Ontology annotation, molecular function: glycosyltransferase activity. The transcript has a single exon. The record is from RefSeq and is a predicted model, not a curated record.
AUGAGUUCGAUACAAGAAGUUUUUCGAUGUAAUCGUCCUGAUCCAACUGUUUUUGAGGGAGAGAGGAUAUCCGUCUCUCUCGAAAUUAUACUACAUGUUCCGGUGGUUGUACCUUCUGUAGCGUAUUACACUAGACCAAGGAAAUUGGAAAGUAACAAGAAGUUAGAAAAAGCUUGUGUUUGUGCAUGUACUAUGGUGUAUAAUGUUGGUAAGUUCUUAAAAGAAUGGGUAUUGUAUCAUUCAAAAAUUGGUGUUGAAAAAUUCGUAUUAUAUGACAAUGCUAGUGACGAUGAUUUAAACAAUGUUGUCGAUGAACUUGUUCGAGAUGGCUAUGAUGUUAAAACUUAUUCUUGGGUAUGGCCUCAAACUCAAGAAGCUGGUUUUUCUCAUAGUGCAAUUUAUGCUAAGGAUUCUUGUUCUUGGAUGAUGUACAUUGAUGUGGAUGAAUUUGUGUAUUCACCUUUAUGGUCUAAAUUAUCGCGUCCAUCGAAAUCUCUAUUACCUUCUAUGUUACCAAAUCCCAAGAAUGUACAAGAUUCGUCACUUGAUAAGAGACAUAUCGGAGAAAUUACCAUCUCAUGUUAUGAAUUUGGACCAUCAAACAAGAAGUCUCAUCCUAUAACGGGAGUGACACAGGGAUACAACUGCAGAAGAAAGGUAGAGAACAGACACAAGUCUAUAGUAUUAUUGGAUGCUGUUGAUCACUCUUUGCGCAAUGUUAUUCAUCAUUUCAUACUGAAACAAGGGUACAAGAUAAAGAAAGUGAAUGUUCGUGACAUGGUAUUGAAUCACUACAAGUUCCAAGUUUGGUCUGAAUUUAAGGCUAAAUUUAGGAGAAGGGUAUCGGCUUAUGUUGUUGAUUGGACUAAAGAAUUGAACCCACGUUCAAAUGAUCGAACCCCAGGACUAGGAUUUAGUGCGGUUGAGCCUAAAGAUUGGCCAUUGAAGUUUUGCGAGGUAUAUGAUAAUGGUUUAAAAGAUUUGACACGGAGAUGGUUCGGACUAAAGUCUCCAAAUCGGAUACAUUAUCGUAUGGUAUGGCAAAAAUGA